This is a messenger RNA of Exophiala xenobiotica, 3605 nucleotides long. RefSeq lists its product as hypothetical. Gene Ontology annotation, cellular component: U4/U6 x U5 tri-snRNP complex. Lineage: Eukaryota; Fungi; Ascomycota; Eurotiomycetes; Chaetothyriales; Herpotrichiellaceae. The record is from RefSeq and is a predicted model, not a curated record. The coding region runs from base 213 to 1757 and encodes 514 amino acids. The transcript is spliced from 3 exons. Gene Ontology annotation, molecular function: U6 snRNA binding; U4 snRNA binding; protein binding. Gene Ontology annotation, biological process: mRNA splicing, via spliceosome.
CAUCUGCCUGCGCUUCAAGGCUUCACUUUCUUCACUGCCAGUCCAUACCUACGUACUGCUUGGUGUACCUUUGUUCUUAAGUGGUCGAUGUUUUCGACUGUUUCCUGCCAAGAUGAUGCACCGCGCGCGUCAAGCCUACAUCGAGGAGGAGUCUCAGGCUCGAAUACCUCCGGAAGUCAAGUGUCCAAAGCGGAAAUGGAAGACUGACGGCCAUGGCUGAGAAACAGGAUGUCGACAUGGGCGUGGACUUGGCCAACAUCCCCAUCGAUCGAAACUAUGAAAUACACUCUGGUGCCGGCGGAGUUGCACCCGAAAAAGCAUCUGCUAUCCUGUCCCAAUUCGACCGAAAACGAAGGCUUGCACAACUAGCAGUUCCUACCGAUGAUGGACGAGUAAGAGCGCGUUUGCGCGAACUAGAACAUCCGAUCACCCUCUUUGGAGAAGGACCAGCAGAGAGAAGAGAUCGUCUGAAGGUCAUCAUCCUUGACCAAGAGGAGGCUGCAAAUGGAAAUGGAACCGUGACCGAUGUGCACAUGCAAGAAGCCCCGCCGGAUGAAGCAGAUCAAGAGGAAGAGUUCUAUACAGAAGGCUUACCCGAACUGCUGGAGGCAAGGAGAGACAUCGCCAGAUAUUCUCUACCGAAGACGAAGGCUAGGAUCGCGAGACAGAAGGAAGACUCCACCAUCUCACUCAGAACGCAUGUCAAGCACCGAAAGGAGAUCAAAGAGAAGCUAUCUGGAUUUGAGCUAUUUGGCACACAGAUUGCGGGCGAGAGGCCUGUCAGUAUAACUCGAUUCUCACCAAACGGGGAAAUGAUCGCAGCUGGUAAUUGGGCUGGUGGUAUCAAAUUGCUCGAUGUGCCGAACCUCGAUGAAAAGAUCACUCUGAAAGGCCACACUGGAAUCGUCGGAGGUAUUGCUUGGUAUCCUGGUGCAACAUUAUCCUCCUCGGGCGUGUCGCCAGAGUCUCUCAACCUUGCAAGUGGAGCUGGCGGGCAAGGAGGUGCCAGUGACAUCCACCUCUGGUCCCUGAACAAAGACACACCCCUCUCGACCUUGCAAGGGCACACAGACCGUGUGUGCCGCGUUGAAUUUCAUCCUUCUGGCAAAUACUUGGCCUCGGCAUCCUUCGACACUACUUGGCGCCUAUGGGAUGUAGAGACCACCACUGAGUUGCUUCUACAAGAAGGCCACUCACGGCAGGUAUUCGCUGUCAGUUUCAAUGCCGAUGGAUCACUCCUUGCAAGUGGGGGAUUUGACAGCAUUGGACGAAUAUGGGAUUUGAGAACAGGACGCACUAUUAUGAUCCUGGAUGGCCACAUCCGAGAGAUAUUCAGUCUGGACUGGGGCAUUGAUGGGUAUCGGGUAUUGUCAGGCUCUGGUGACGGUUGGAUGAAAUGUUGGGAUAUUCGACAGGUCAAAACCACGGGAGGAAUUGGCGCCCACAAUGGAAACGUUUCUGAUCUGCGAUGGUUCAAAGGCCCCGAUGCUGACGCAAGCUCAUUAGUCCCAUCCACCGGUGUGCGGCAAGAACAUAACCCUCGGAAGGCGGGCACAUUCGUCGUCUCUGGCGGUUUCGACAAGAAGGUCAACAUCUACUCGGCUGAUGAUUGGUCGUUGGCAAAGCAAUUGAGUGGACAUUCUGGAAAUGUCCUCAGCGUCGAUGUCACCAAUGAUGCCAAGUGGAUUGCAAGCAGUGGUCACGACCGGACUGUCAAGCUUUGGGGUCGCAACGACAUGCAAGGGAUCUAUGAUUAGAUUUGGGCCUCGAAUGGGCCACAGCACUUGGCGGACAGCUCGAUGUCGCCCAGCAUAUUGACGACAAUAGAGUCGAUACGACCAAUGCAGCGCGUUGGGAGCAUAUGCACACCACAGCACUGGAUGGGUUGUAUUGGAGUGCAGUCGACCACGGAUUCUCUCCCUCCGAUCUCGCGUUCUUUCACGAGCCAGAGGCAGCAGCAGCCUUCCUCAAAACCGCAGUGCUGACAAGUCAUGUGUUGCGAUGUCGGCACAUAACAAUGGGAACAACAUUGGCACAGUUCGAGAGCUUGAUCGUUGAACCGGAAGACGCGACAGCGCCCGAGUUCUUUGCGCAUCCAGCACGUUGACUUGUGAGCGUCCAACAUUUAUUCGACAUCCCGGCUCUGGAAGUGUAUUUCCCUUGUCGUCUCGUGAAGGUCAGUGGUGGCCAGCAGCAGGAUCUUGUCGUGCGGAACAUCCCGGUAUCCUCCCACUGGGCAGACGGCAUCACACCACUCUAGACUUUCUCUGUGUAUCUUGUAACUACUGGGCCACCUGGGUCUAGGCCCGGCGAAUGGACUUUGCAUACCUUGUGUAUGAGACCACUGUUACAUUUGGGAAGUUGUCACGCUAUUCUCCAGCUUCUGUCAAGGAGUACCCCAGAUCACCUUGUGAAGGUGAACUGCUCUCGCUCGGCACAGACUCAGCUUAUACGAGCAUAAACUACUCCCAAUCUACGUACAACAAGCUGUCCGCGCAUCGAUCUGCUGUUCCCAGACUGCCCGGGUCUGUCAGCCUUCCAGUCCGAGUCAGGCCAAGCACGUUUCUGGCUUUAAGAAGAAAACACAUCUCUCAACAGCAUGACGGCCUGAGUAUCUUCAUUAAAAGAGUCAGCAAUGAUAUAUACCAAAUCUCCUUUGCUUCCAGGCACCAACAAUCAGCCGCAGGAAUGUGCGUGAAGAAACGUGUACUAUAUACUUGCGGCCAUGUCAAUCUGGAGGUUAUUCAUCAUUGCGGCUGGUCUGGAUGUGCAGUCAUCUUUCGUCUAGAGCGCUCUGAUUCGACCUGUCGUGGCUGUGGAUGAUUCGGCGAGGCGUAUGCCAGAGCGAAGAUUGAGCUGGACCUUCCCUCAGGAGCUUCAUCGGCCACGGAUCAACGCAAAGGCGGGCUGUGGUAUAUAUAGAGGACCAGGGCGAUAGGGACGAAGAUGUCACUGGGAGUCUAGAGCGGUGACCUUUAUCGCGCACAUCGUCCCGGCGAUGCGCCGAGUCCUGAGGAGCGGUGGCAGGCCGAGACGUUGAGUAUAGCAGAGUCGAAUAUCGCGCGAGCGUGGUGUUUGAGUAGUUGUCACGCUUGAGAUUGUCGAAGGAUGUGAGCGUGCUGCGCCGUCCUGCGGGCUUGGCAGAGAGGUUGUUGGCUGUCGUCAAGCAAUUCCCAUUGUUUGAAAGUCGACUGACCGGCCUUGCCAGACGCAUCAUCUGCUAUAUGGUGUCGCAUGAGGUUAUGAGAUUCCAAGACUCCGAUUACGACGUCAGGAAGGGAUAUUGUACUGCCCUGCCCACCUUACGCUUGGAGACCGUGGAAGAAGGGGACUUAUCGUUAUGGCGCCAUGAUGCGCCAUGAUGCGCCCAAUGACCCGACUCCAUCCUCAUCUCUUCUCAGGUAUCAGCAGCUCUUCAUUUCUUAAUGGGCAUGACUUACCCUGACAUAGAGGAUGGAUAGGAGCUAUAUACGACAACUCGACGGCACAAGCAGGGCGAUGACGGGAUCUAACGCGGACUGUAUGUACGGAGACCUUUCUAGCAGGGCCAAAACCACUACUUGAUUACUCCGACUUCUCCAGCUGCAAUACAAAGAUUGAUCUGA